AUGGCCGAUUUGACCCCCACCCUGCGCAACCUUCUGCAGAGCAAGCCAAACGCCCCGCGCCUGUCAAAAGGGUACUUUUCUACUGAAACGGCAGAUGAAUUCCUCAAAGAAGCCUACCGGAUUAACACUCACAUAACAACCCUCCUCGCCUACCUCCACCGCAUCCGCCCCGCCUACCUCUCCAUCAACAACCAUCACCAAACCCAUAACAAACCCCCCUCCCCCUCCCCACUCCCACACCCCCAGCCGCCCAACAUCUCCUCCCCCUCCAUCCCCUCUCCGAAAGAAUUAAAAGAAACCGACCAAACAGCAAUCGACACCUCCACCUCCGCCCUCCUCCACCAGCUCAGCACCGCCAUCUCCACGCUCUCUUCCGCGGAAACCCUCCGCCAAGACACGCAAGCCCAGCUGCUGCACAAGAAGUAUCACCGCGGGGGGUAUUGGACUCGGUGGGCGGCCGGCGACGAUCCCACCGAAAACAAUGCCGGGAAGAGUGAUGAGCAGCGCGCGCAGGAAGCCGCGGAGGAGAACACGAAGCAGGUGCGCGGCGCGGUGAUUUGGUUUCUACGGGAGCAUCUGCAGACCGCGGUGGCGGUACAGAGGGGGAUGGUGGAGAAGAGGGUGGAGCGGGUGAGGGAGAGGGAGAGGAGUGUUCUGUAUCUCUCUCAACAAGCUGGAGCAAGAGCGGAAGGGAAGAGAUCCUGGGAUAGCACGGGAACCGGGAUGAUGCUGGCCCCCAGGGAAACGCAGGGCCAGAAACUCCAACAGACGGAACUCGAUGCCAUCGAGGCGGAGCUGACGCCGGAGCAGCUCCAGUUGUUUGCCGAGGAGAAUGACCACAUGGUGAAAUACUACGAGGAUACAUUGAGCAAAGUCCGAAAUGCGGAAAAAUCAUUGCUGGAAAUCUCCUCCCUCCAACAAACCCUGGUCGCCCACCUGUCGACCCAGGAGGAAUACAUCAACCAACUCGUCACGGAUGCGUCCAAUACGCAGACCAACAUUGGGCAGGGAAACAAGGAGCUCAAGCGCGCCAGCGAGCGGCGGAGUACUGCCCAGGCUGUCUUUUGGGGGACUGUUGGGCUGUGUACCUGGUUGGUGGUAUGGGAUUUGGUCUUCUAG
This is a messenger RNA of Aspergillus saccharolyticus JOP 1030-1, 1119 nucleotides long. RefSeq names its product putative SNARE protein (Ufe1). The record is from RefSeq and is a predicted model, not a curated record. The transcript is spliced from 4 exons. Gene Ontology annotation, biological process: retrograde vesicle-mediated transport, Golgi to endoplasmic reticulum. NCBI's taxonomy places the organism in Eukaryota, Fungi, Ascomycota, Eurotiomycetes, Eurotiales, Aspergillaceae. Bases 1 to 1119 code for a protein of 372 amino acids. Gene Ontology annotation, cellular component: endoplasmic reticulum; SNARE complex.